This is a messenger RNA of Microsporum canis CBS 113480, 300 nucleotides long. RefSeq lists its product as uncharacterized. NCBI's taxonomy places the organism in Eukaryota, Fungi, Ascomycota, Eurotiomycetes, Onygenales, Arthrodermataceae. The coding region runs from base 1 to 300 and encodes 99 amino acids. The transcript has 2 exons. The record is from RefSeq and is a predicted model, not a curated record.
AUGAAGGUCCCAAAUAGGAAAAAGAUGAAAACCCGAGACAACAAGAAGCUUAACGAGUUCGUAUUCAACGUUAAGAUCGAAGAUAUACGAACGUUGCCAUCAAAACAGGCUCUGCCAAGGGUGGUUAUGUCUCCACAUCGAGAGCAGGAGGGAACCAGCCAAGUAUUACUCCGUACUUGGGAUACCAGACAACCCCUUGGCAGAGAGAUGUAUAUUACCCGUCAACAGGAGUUAUCAUCGACCAGGCUAAGGGCCACUCCUCCAAGGGUGGACGAAUUGACAAGGCAAUUAGUAGGCUAG